GUGCAAUAGAUUUUACCCUAGAGGUCAGUUACAAAGAGACCCUACUCGAAUACUUCGCUGCCAAUAAUUCACGUUAUAAAUGGAGACCAAGCAGACCAAGAAACCGUUGAGGGACCGAAACGUGACUAAACCUAUGACCACUGCUCCCUUAGCAAAACCGGAUGUCCAGCUACCUAAGUGGACACUGCAAAAUUUUGAGAUUGGCCGUCUAUUGGGAGAGGGGAAAUAUGCAAAUGUUUGUCUUGCUAGAGAGAAAAAAUCUAAAUUUGUGGUAGCCCUUAAAGUGCUAAAAAAGUUACAGCUCAAAAAGAAUCACCUAGAACAUCAGCUUCAAAGAGAAAUUGAGAUUCAAUCACAUUUGAGGCAUCUCAACAUUUUAAGGAUGUAUGGUUUCUUUAAUGAUGAAAUCAACAUCUAUUUGAUUUUAGAAUAUGCAUCAAAGGGAGAAAUGUAUAAAUUUUUGAAGAAACAGCCUUUGAAUCACUUUGAAGAACCAAGUGUGGCAAACUACAUGGCUCAGUUGGCUGAUGCUUUGAUGUACUGCCAUGGACGAAAAGUAAUCCAUCGCGAUAUUAAACCUGAGAACCUCCUGAUAGGAGAAAACGGAGAUGAAAAAAUUGCAGACUUUGGUUGGUCUGUUCAUGCUCCAUCUUCAAGACGAACUACUGUGUGCGGAACGCGUGAAUACUUGACCCCGGAAAUGGUUGAAGGCAGAUCUCACAAAUAUCUCAGAAAAAUUGAAUUCUUUAAGGGCUACCACAAAUUGAGAUUUUUUCUCUCUAGCAAGAUAAACAUUUGCAUAUUUUCCCUCUCCCAAUAGACGGCCAAUCUCAAAAUUUUCCAAUGUCCACCUGUGUUUACCAAAGAUUAGAGGAUACACCAAUGUACAAAUGUUAGGAUCCACUUCUUAAUUGCCUGAACAAUAAUAAGCAUACUUAGGGUUGUACCAGACGGUCUUUUUA
Daphnia pulicaria is the source of this 962-nucleotide messenger RNA. Its product is annotated as aurora kinase-like. The transcript has 6 exons. Gene Ontology annotation, biological process: mitotic spindle organization; regulation of cytokinesis; protein phosphorylation. NCBI's taxonomy places the organism in Eukaryota, Metazoa, Arthropoda, Branchiopoda, Diplostraca, Daphniidae. The coding region runs from base 80 to 820 and encodes 246 amino acids. Gene Ontology annotation, cellular component: spindle midzone; spindle microtubule; spindle pole centrosome. Gene Ontology annotation, molecular function: ATP binding; protein kinase activity. The record is from RefSeq and is a predicted model, not a curated record.